AGCGAGGACAGGAGCAGAGGAGGUCGACGACGACUGCAGAGGCGGGAGGCGCAACGCAGGGUGUAGCCACACACAGUUAUGUCCGGGGUUCUCGACCACGGCAGGGACUCCGAGCUUCGAAGCCUGUCGGAGGAGUCCUCCACAAAAAACUGGCAAGGGCGCUGCCAGUUCUCAGGGCUUUCAGAUACCAAGGCUUUCUAAAUACCAGGGAGCCCCACAGGAAACGCGGAGUUUCUCAGGGUCGCGGGCCCGUUGGGCCCGCGACGAGCCGCGCUGAAAACUAUUGCGAGGCGAACCGAUCCACAUGGCUCGCAACGAGCCGUCCUCAGGACGGGAUAUCAAACAUUUCUGAACACUUCUCUUGGACAGGUCGUGUUCACUACCAUACCUCAGAUGAAACUCAAAGAUCGGGAUCUGCCUCAACCUCGGCCGUUGCCUCCACGCUGCGCCGAGGCGGCCCGUGCCGUAGAACAGCUUCACAACGAAGCCUCGGCCUCUCAGGAGGCCUGCCCUCCAGCGUCGCAUCAGCUCGGCAGGAGCCACGCGGAAGUCGACCGCUCGGCACCUUCGGCGGCGCGGCGCGCCGCCGGCGGCAGCCCGUGCAGCAGCUGGUUCACCCUGCCGCCCUUCUUGUACCUCACCACCGACCUCUCGGCGAGCCACCGCCCGCGGUCCCGGGCGCCGCGCAGGUCUCGCGCCCCGACGAGCGCGUCGUGCGAGGCCCCGCCGUGCCUCGGCAUGUACAGCACCGGCAUUGCCUCUCCCUGAAGGCCCACGGCCUUGGCGGCGCUCUCGAAGCUCGUCGCCCACUCGCGGUAACUGAACGGGAACGCCAGCGCCUUGCCGCCGCUCCCGCGGAGCCGCCGCACCAGCGCCUCGACGAACGGGAAGACCUCGGCGUUGUCCACGACGAUGCUCUCGUCCCUGGCGCCUGUCUUCGAGGUGAUCACCAGCUCCUGCGGGUGAAGGAUCGCAUUCCACUUCAAGGUUAAGCGGCGACAGCCCCCAGCUGGCGGCACUGAUCCUCAGCACCUCUCACGGCCUCGAAUAGUGGAUGAAGGCGAAGACGACGGCGGCGCCCAUGUGCCAGCCCGCCACCUCCACGAGGCGCUUCGCCACCAUGAAGGCAGCAGCCCACGGCAGCGGAAGGCGCGUUUGCGGCGGGCCCGGCUUCGCAGAGCCCCAGCGGGCCACCUGCACCCGAGCCAGGUUGACACACCCAGGACCAGCCACAGGACGAUGAUACGCGAUCGCAGCCACCAUCUUCGACACCGCGCUGGACCUCCACCUCCAGGUCCGCGAUGCGCUGAUGUCGCAGCAGCCCCUGCUCUCGGGCCCAGGCCACGAACCUCUGGCACCGGCCCUAGCACUCCGACUCCUGCCGCACCGACUCCGGAGCGGCGCUCCGGCAGCGCGCGGCCUGCCCGAGCCGGCCCGGGGCGAGCCGCUGGGGGCGCAUGGGCAGCGCGCCCCCCCGCUGCGCGAGCCUCGCGGAUCGGGCGGGGCUCGCGCUUG
Molecule: messenger RNA, 1515 nt
Organism: Prorocentrum cordatum
Lineage: Eukaryota; Dinophyceae; Prorocentrales; Prorocentraceae
Source: the annotation of a GenBank genome assembly